Messenger RNA from Talaromyces atroroseus, 1452 nucleotides. RefSeq lists its product as hypothetical. Lineage: Eukaryota; Fungi; Ascomycota; Eurotiomycetes; Eurotiales; Trichocomaceae. The record is from RefSeq and is a predicted model, not a curated record. Bases 1 to 1452 code for a protein of 483 amino acids. Gene Ontology annotation, molecular function: flavin adenine dinucleotide binding; sarcosine oxidase activity. The transcript is spliced from 2 exons.
AUGGCGUCUAUAGUCCCGUCCAAAAAGGACCCAAUUAUCAUUGUGGGUGCAGGAGCAUUCGGCCUGAGCACUGCGCUGCACCUCGCCCGCCGUGGCUAUACUGAUGUGACUGUAUUCGACAAACAACCAUACGACGACUCGCGAUACUCAUACUUCCAGGGCUGUGAUGCAGCUUCUGCAGAUAUCAACAAGAUUAUCCGAGCAGGCUAUGGCAAGGAUGUUAUUUACCAAGAUAUAACCCUCGAGGCCGUGGAAGGCUGGAACCAGUGGAAUGCUGAGCUAGCGAGCGGCCAGACGGUGCCCCCCGGUAUGACCACCGCGGACCGUGUUUGGGUCAACAAUGGACACAUAUCCAUGACCGAUGGCCCCGUGUUACCUCCUUUCGAGCAAGCUAGCCUCGCGUCCAUGCCCAAGAACACACAGUUCGUUAGCACCGACACACACGAUCAACAAAUCGCAAAGUCUCUCGGUAUCAAUCUCGAACCCUUCAAGCGACAAGACCCCAGCCGGCCAAAUGUGGCCCUCUAUGACCGUACUGGUGGUACGACAUAUGCCGACAAAGCCUGCCGCUUCGCGCUGCACAAGGCCCGCAUCUACGGCGCCAAAUUUGUCCUCGAUCCUGUAGCAGGUGAGCUCAAGGAGCUGCUGCGAGGCUCUAGUGACAAGAGUGAGAUAAUUGGUAUCCGCACGUCAGACGGCAAGACUCAUCGGGCUGCCUUGGUCAUACUCGCCUGUGGCGGCUGGACGCCGUCAAUUCUGCCCGCCUUGGACGGCCUGAACGAGGCCACAGCCGGUUCGGUUGCGCUACUCAAAAUCCCCCGAGAGUCGCCUCUCUAUGACCGGUUUGCGCCAGAGAACUUCCCCAGCUGGAUGCACAAGAUGCGCGACGGCCACCUCGGUGGUCUAUACGGCUUUGCUCGAACGGACGAUGGUUGGUUGAAGAUUGGCUACCGUGGCAAUAAGUACACGAACCCGCAGGUGCAGAGUGACGGUCGCGAGCGCAGCGUGCCCAUCACUAGGUGGUCCAAGGGGGAAACGAUCAAGGCAAUACCAAAGCAAGCACUGAGCGUGAUCCAGGCUUUCCUCGACCAAUAUCUGCCAGAACUCGGAGAGGCGGGAAUCCACAUCUCUAUGACCCGCAUCUGCUGGUACAAUGACAGCUUUGACAACCACCUCACUGUUGACAGAGUUCCCGGCAUGGAUGGGCUAAUGGUGGCCACCAGUGGGAGCGGCCACGCUUUCAAGUACCUUCCCAGCCUUGGGAACUGGAUCGUUGACGCGAUGGAAGGAGUUGGCAGCGACAGGCCAGCCAUUCAGGCUUGGAGAUGGAGGACACUGGGAGACCAGCAAAGCGCUAUUAAUGAGAUUAUGCAGGGUUCGAAGGGGCCCAGAGCCUUGUCCAAUCUAGCAUUGGUUACGGACUCUCGCCUUGGUCGAAGUGCUAAGCUGUAA